Messenger RNA from Annulohypoxylon maeteangense, 1295 nucleotides. RefSeq lists its product as uncharacterized. The coding region runs from base 334 to 1008 and encodes 224 amino acids. The record is from RefSeq and is a predicted model, not a curated record. The transcript has 4 exons. Lineage: Eukaryota; Fungi; Ascomycota; Sordariomycetes; Xylariales; Hypoxylaceae.
AUGAUCGGAUCUGUAACAGUUUCAACUACAGUCCAUUUGCUAGCCAUUGCGGGGCCAACCAUAUAAUGACUCAACUAGAAGUCAUAAAAAGCAAGCAAGACGCAGCUAAUGUCAACGUCUAUUGAAGCCAAUGAAAUAACCAUGUUUAGCCAAUCAAGGCGCGCUAAGCUGUUAUUGGGUUCCAGAAAAUGUUUUCAAACAUCGACCUACACCGUUACUUACCUAGGUGUCUUGAAAGAGUUAAAUCCUCAAGUGCGAUCACACAAAAAAAGAAAAAACCCUUAUACAUCCAGGUAUAUACAAGAUUAGUUAUUGAAAGUAUCACUCGAAACCAUGGUCAACCAAACCAAACCCCAAUCCUUCAAAGACAGAGAUUACUUCCCCUCUUUCCGUAACUGCCCGGGCGAAUAUUCGUGGGACGAUCGGUACCUCGCACUUCUCGAUCCAUUGAACCCAGAUAGCGCGUUGGGAAACAAGAAGCAUUGGUGUCUUCUUGCUGAAAUUAUCGAGGACGAUACUCUCAUUCAUCCUCGGAUCGUAGCGAAGGACCAUGAUGGAACAAAUUUCGUCGUCGCAUUUUACCCAGACAAUCCAGAUGACAUGCCUCGCCUCAUGAAAGACUUCAAGGUUGGGAACACUAUCGCCAUCUUUUACCCACUGGUCCAUGUGUUCCCAGAUAGGACCCUUGGCAUCAGAGUUGAGGAGUCCGACGAAGUAAUAAUCAUACCACUCAAGCUUUCUGAGGUUUUCGAAAUGAACAAAGAAGCCAUCAAAUACACACCGGCCGAUGGCGCUCCACUGAGGUGCCAUAGUUGUGAUGAGACGAGGGACAAGCUCCUCAGAUGUGUGCGAUGUGAAUCAGCCUAUUACUGCAACAAGGAAUGCCAAGCUACGGGUUGGAAUGAAAACAAACAUAAGAGGUUCUGCAAAGCGUUGAAGGAGAAGAACGUCAAGCGGAUGCAGUUCCUCGACUAUGGACAUUUUAAUGGUUGCAUUAGCUUCUGUUAACUUCUCAUGGCAACUUCGACGAGGUACUACUAGGUAAGCUAGGUAUUAGUGGUACACUGACUUGGGCCUACCUAUGACUAUCGCACGAUACUAAAAAUAAACAUCUCCCCACAUCAGUCACCUAAAUCUAGAUCUUUUUAUGAUAACUAUGGGAAAUGACUUAAGGAUUACCGUCCCGUCUUUGUGUUUACAUGUCCCCAUACAUUACCAAAGAUCUUAUCAUUCAAUGAAUCGUUUCAAAGCACUACAAGGAUACAUCUAUCUUAAAUUACAUAAUACACGUCUAC